Molecule: messenger RNA, 9648 nt
Organism: Melopsittacus undulatus (budgerigar)
Lineage: Eukaryota; Metazoa; Chordata; Aves; Psittaciformes; Psittaculidae
Gene: CELSR2
Product: cadherin EGF LAG seven-pass G-type receptor 2
Exons: 34
Coding region: 20-8404 (2794 amino acids)
Biological process (GO): G protein-coupled receptor signaling pathway; homophilic cell-cell adhesion; cell surface receptor signaling pathway
Cellular component (GO): plasma membrane
Molecular function (GO): G protein-coupled receptor activity; calcium ion binding
Source: RefSeq, a predicted model, not a curated record
CCGGCGGCAGGCACCGGCCAUGGGAGCCGCGCGCCUCCCGGUGCUGCCGCUGCUGCUGCUGCUGCUGCUGCUGCCGGUACCGGCACCGGGAUCCGGGGGCACCGGCAGCGCCGCAGCGGGGCUGGGGCCUGCGGGCACCGGAGGCACCGGAGGCACCGGCAGCGCUCGGAGGACUCGAGUCCGCCAGGACCCCGCUGGCAUCGGGAAUACCGGGCCCGAUGGGGACACCGGGAGCACCAACACCCCCGUGCGUUCCGGGAGCGCCGGGGAUGUGAUGGACACCAGGGAUGCUGGGAGCGCUCCAGUUCUCAGGGAUACUGGGAAGCCUCCAGGCAAUGGGGCCAUCGGGGAGCGCAUCCCCACGGGGCUCCGCCGGCGCCGCAGCCCUAACACGGCGCCGCAGUUCCAGCCCUCCAGCUACCAGGCGUCGGUGGAGGAGAACCGGCCGUCGGGAACGCCGGUGCUGCGGGUGUCGGCGCUGGACCCGGACGCAGGUGAUGCAGGUCGGCUGCACUAUGCCAUGGCCGCCCUGUUCGACAGCCGCUCCGACGGGCUCUUCACCAUGGACCCCGUCACCGGUGCCAUCACCACCGCGGCACCGCUGGACCGCGAGAGCAAGAGCACGCACGUGUUCCGAGUGACGGCCACGGACCACGGCACGCCGCGGCGCAGCGCCAUGGCCACGGUGACGGUGACGGUGACCGACACCAACGACCACGACCCAGCCUUCGAGCAGGCUGAAUACCGCGAGAGCGUGCGGGAGAACCUGGAGGUGGGCUACGAGGUGCUGACGGUGCGCGCCACCGACGGCGACACCGGUGCCAACGCCAACAUCCUGUACCGGCUCCUCAACGGCGGCGGCGUCAAUGAGGUGUUUGAGAUCGAUCCUCGCUCCGGCGUCAUCCGCACCCGCGGCGCCGUGGACCGCGAGGCUGUGGAAGCCUUCGAGCUGCUGGUGGAGGCAUCGGAUCAGGGCCAGGAGCCAGGGCCGCGCAGCACCACGGCCACGGUGCGCAUCGCGGUGGAGGACGACAACGACAACGCGCCGCAGUUCAGCCAGAAGCGCUACGUGGUGCAGGUGCCCGAGGACACGGCACCCACCGCGGCUGUGCUGCGGGUGACGGCCACCGACCGCGACAAGGGCAGCAACGCGCUGGUGCAUUACAGCAUCGUCAGCGGCAACACCCGCGGACACUUCUACAUCGAUGCACAGACAGGGGCCCUGGACGUGGUGACCCCCCUGGACUAUGAGGUGAGCAAGGAGUUCACGCUGCGCAUCCGGGCGCAGGACGGCGGCCGCCCCCCCCUCUCCAACAUCAGCGGCUUGGUCACCGUUCAGGUGCUGGACGUCAAUGACAAUGCCCCCAUCUUCGUCAGCACACCCUUCCAGGCCACCGUGCUGGAGAACGUGCCCCUGGGCUACUCCGUCAUCCACGUCCAAGCCAUUGACGCCGAUUCCGGUGACAACAGCCGGUUGGUUUACACCCUGCUGGAGACCGGCGCCGGCUUCCCCUUCGCCAUCAACAACAGCACCGGGUGGAUCGUGGUGGCCGCCGAGCUGGACCGGGAGGCCGUGGACUUCUACAGCUUCGGCGUGGAGGCACAGGACCAGGGGAACCCCCCCAUGGCGUCCUCGGCCAGCGUCACCGUCACCGUGCUGGACGUCAACGACAACAGCCCCGAGUUCACGCAGCGGGAGUACAGCGCCCGCCUGAACGAGGAUGCGGCUGUAGGCAGCAGCGUCCUCACCGUGUCAGCCGUGGACCGCGACGCCAACAGCGUCAUCACCUACCAGAUCUCCAGCGGCAACACCCGCAACCGCUUCUCCAUCACCAGCCAGAGCGGUGGAGGGCUCAUCUCCCUCGCCCUACCCCUGGACUACAAGCUGGAGCGGCAGUACCUGUUGACCAUCGCCGCCUCCGACGGCACCCGCCACGACACCGCGCACGUGGUGGUCAACGUCACCGACGCCAACACGCACCGGCCCGUGUUCCAGAGCUCCCACUACACCGUCAACGUCAACGAGGACCGGCCGGUGGGCACCACGGUGGUGGUGAUCAGCGCCACGGACGAGGACACGGGGGAGAACGCCCGCAUCACAUACCUGAUGGAGGACAGCAUCCCCCAGUUCCGCAUCGCCGCCGACACCGGCGCCGUCACCACGCAGAUGGAGCUGGACUACGAGGACCAGGUGUCCUACACCUUGGCCAUCACCGCGCGGGACAACGGGAUCCCGCAGAAGUCUGACACCACCUACCUGGAGAUCCUGGUGAGCGACGUCAACGACAACGCUCCGCGGUUCCUGCGCGACUCCUACCAAGGCUCCGUCUACGAGGACGUCCCUCCCUUCACCAGCGUCCUCCAGGUGUCAGCCACCGACCGCGACUCGGGGCUCAACGGCCGCGUCUUCUACACCUUCCAAGGAGGGGACGAUGGUGACGGUGACUUCAUCAUCGAGUCCACGUCGGGCAUCGUGCGGACCCUGCGCCGCUUGGACCGCGAGCACGUGCCGCUGUACACGCUGCGCGCCUUCGCCGUGGACAAGGGGGUACCGGCGCGGCGGACGCCUGUCGCCAUCCAGGUGAUGGUGUUGGACGUCAACGACAACCCGCCCGUCUUCGAGCGCGACGAGUUCGACGUGUUCGUGGACGAGAACAGCCCCAUCGGGCUGGUGGUUGCGCGGAUCACGGCCACCGACCCCGACGAGGGCUCCAACGCACAGAUCAUGUACCAGAUCGUGGAGGGCAACAUCCCCGAGGUGUUCCAGCUGGAUAUCUUCUCCGGGGAGCUCACUGCAUUGGCUGACCUGGACUAUGAGACCAAAGCUGAGUACGUGAUGGUUGUACAGGCCACGUCGGCGCCGCUGGUCAGCAGGGCCACGGUGCACGUGCGGCUCCGCGAUGCCAACGACAACAGUCCCCAGCUGAAGAACUUCGAGAUCCUCUUCAAUAACUACAUCACCAACCGCUCGGGCAGCUUCCCCGGGGGGGUCAUCGGCCGCAUCCCUGCCCACGACCCCGACGUGUCCGACAGCCUCACCUAUGCCUUUGAGCAGGGCAAUGAGCUCAACCUGGUGCUGCUGGACCCGCACACUGGGGACCUGCGCCUCAGCCCGGCCCUGGACAACAACCGCCCGCUGGAGGCCGUCAUGAGGGUCUCUGUGUCCGACGGCAUCCACAGCGCCACGGCUCAGUGCACGCUGCGGGUGACGGUGAUCACGGACGAGAUGCUCAGCAACAGCAUCACCCUUCGCUUGGCUGACAUGUCCCAGGAGCGCUUCCUGUCCCCGCUGCUCAGCCGCUUCCUGGAGGCCGUGGCGGCCGUGCUGGCAGCGCCGCGGCACCGCGUGGUCCUCUUCAACAUCCAGGCGGACACGGACGUGGGCAGUGCCCGGAUCCUCAACGUCAGCCUGUCGGUGCUGCUGCCGCUGUCGUCGGAGGAGCUGCAGGAGCGGCUGUACCUGAACCGCUCUCUGCUGGCGUCAAUCUCAGCGCAGCAGGUGUUGCCCUUCGACGACAACAUCUGCCUGCGGGAGCCCUGUGAGAACUACAUGCGCUGUGUGUCCGUGCUGCAGUUCGACAGCUCCGCGCCCUUCCUGGCCUCCGACACCAUCCUCUUCCGGCCCAUCCACCCGGUGACGGGGCUGCGCUGCCGCUGCCCGCCCGGCUUCACCGGAGACUACUGCGAGACCGAGAUCGACCUCUGCUACUCCAGCCCCUGCGGAGGGCACGGGCACUGCCGCAGCCGCGAGGGAGGCUUCACCUGCGAGUGCCAGGAGGACUUCACUGGGGAGCGCUGUGAGCUCUCGGCCCGGGGGGGCCGCUGCACGCCGGGGGUCUGCCGCAACGGGGGCACCUGCCUCAACCUGCUGCUGGGGGGGUUCCGCUGCCAGUGCCCCCCCGGGCACUACGAGAAGCCCUUUUGCACCAUGAGCACCCGCAGCUUCCCCCCCCGCUCCUUCCUCACCUUCCGGGGCCUGCGCCAGCGCUUCCACUUCACCCUUGCCCUCACGUUUGCCACGAGGGAGCGGGAUGGGCUCCUGCUCUACAAUGGGCGCUUCAAUGAGAAGCACGACUUUGUGGCACUGGAGAUCGUGAGCGAGCAGCUGCAGUUCACCUUCUCUGCAGGUGAGGCCACCACCACCGUGUCCCCAUUCAUACCGGGAGGUGUCAGUGAUGGGCAGUGGCACCGGGUCCAGCUCCACUACUACAACAAGCCGGUGCUGGGCCGCUCGGGGCUGCCGCAGGGUCCGUCGGAGCAGAAGGUGGCAGUGGUGACAGUGGAUGAGUGUGACUCGGGGCUGGCUCUGCGCUUCGGAGCCCAGCUGGGCAACUACUCCUGUGCCGCGCAGGGCACCCAGAACGGGACCAAGAAGUCUCUGGACCUGACGGGGCCGCUGCUGCUGGGGGGGGUGCCCACCCUGCCCGAGAGCUUCCCCAUCCGCAGCCGGCACUUCGUGGGGUGCAUGCGGCACCUGCACAUCGACCAGCGCCCCGUGGACAUGGCAGCCUUCAUUGCCAACAACGGCACCCUGCCCGGGUGCCCGGCCAAGAGGCCGCUGUGUGCCAGUGACACGUGCCACAAUGGGGGCACCUGCGUGCAGGAGUGGGACAGCUUCAGCUGCCGCUGCCCCACAGGCUUUGGGGGCAGGACCUGCCAGGAAGCGCUGGGCCCCCCGCAGCGGUUCGGGGGCCACAGUCACGUGUCCUGGGCGGGGCUGGCGCUGCCCCUGGCCCUGCCCUGGCGUAUGCGCAUUCUGAUCCGCACCCGGCACCCGCGGGGGCUCCUCCUGCGCGCGGAGGCUCCGCCCCUCGACGUCAGCGUCGAGCUGUCCGAGGGCCAUCCGGAGGCAGGGUUGUGGCAGGGGGGGUCCCCCCUGGCCCGGCUGCGGCUGCCGCAGGUGUGGGUCAGUGAUGGGCACUGGCACGAGGUGGAGCUGGGGCUGGAGCCGGGGGGGGCACCAGGGCCCCCCCACCUGCGCCUGGGCUGCGACUACGGCCGGUACCAGGCAGUGGCCAACGUGUCCCUGGAGCUGGGGGAGCUGCAGCUGCAGACCCUGAGCAUGGGGGGGCUGCCGGGGGACGGGGGCACCGUGGGGCAGGGCUUCCAUGGCUGCAUGCAGGGCCUGCAGCUGGGUGAGGCGGGUGCCGGGGCUCUGCGCGUGGCGGCGGUGUCACGGGUGGCGGUGACCUCGGGCUGUGACCUCCCUGACCCCUGCGCUGGGGGUCCCUGCCCCCCCCACAGCGACUGCACCGGGCACGGGGACACCGUCACCUGCCGCUGCCACCCGGGGCACUUUGGGGACAGCUGCAUCAGCGCCUGUGCCCUCAACCCCUGUCACCCCCCGGCCACCUGCGCCCCACAGCCUGGAGCCCCACAUGGCUACAGCUGCCACUGCCCCCAGGGCCGCUUCGGGCCCUACUGCGAGCACAGGGAGCCCCAGCCGUGCCCUCGGGGUUGGUGGGGUCACCCCACAUGCGGCCCCUGCAACUGCGACAGCGCCCGAGGCUUCGACCCCGACUGCAACAAGACCACGGGCGAGUGCGGCUGUAAGGAGAACCACUACCGGCCUGCGGGUAGCAGCUCCUGCCUGCUGUGUGAGUGUUACCCCACGGGGUCCCUGUCCCGGCGCUGCGAUGCCAGCACUGGGCAGUGCCCCUGCAAGCCAGGGGUCAUUGGGCGUCACUGCGACCGCUGCGACAACCCCUUCGCCGAGGUGACGGCCGGCGGCUGUGAAGUGAACUACGACAGCUGCCCCCGCGCCAUCGAGAGCGGUAUCUGGUGGCCACGAACCCGCUUCGGGUUGCCCGCGGCAGCCCCGUGCCCACGGGGGGCUGUGGGCACAGCCCUGCGGCACUGUGAUGAGCACAGGGGGUGGCUGCCCCCCAACCUCUUCAACUGCAGCUCCAUUGCCUUCGCCCCCCUGCGGGCAUGGGCUCAGCGCUUGGCCCUGAACGGCUCCCGCCUGGACCCGGCACAGUCCCGGCGCGUGGCGCGGCAGCUGCACGAGGCCACGCGCGGCUCCGGCCUCGGCUUCGCCAGUGACCUGCGCCUGGUCUAUGGGUUGGCCACGCGGCUGCUGCGCCACGAGAGUGCCCAGCGCGGCUUCCGGCUGGCGGCCACACAGGACGUGCACUUCACAGAGAACCUGCUGCGGGUGGGCAGCGCGCUGCUGGACAGCAGCACCAAGCGGCACUGGGAGCUGAUCCAGCAGACGGAGGGGGGCACAGCCUGGCUGCUCAAGCACUUCGAGGACUAUGCCAGUGCCCUGGCACAGAACAUGCCCCAGACCUACCUGAGCCCCUUCACCAUCGUCACCCCCAACAUCGUGGUGUCCGUGGUGCGCUUGGACAAGGGCAGCUCCGCGGGCGCUCGGCUGCCGCGGUAUGAGGCCCUGCGGGGGGAGAAGCCCCCGGACCUGGAGACCAGCGUCAUCCUGCCCGAGAGCGUGUUCCGGGCCCCCCACACCCGCUACCCCUCGGCUGGGCAGGAGCGAGCUCCGCAGCAGGAGGGGGAUGAAGAAGAGGAGGAGGAUGAGGAUGAGGAUGCGCCCCUGGUGACCCGGCGCAAGCGUCACCCGGUGCCGGGUGACGGCCAGGCCAUUGCCAGUGUCAUCAUCUACCGCACGCUGGCAGGGCUGCUGCCCGAGCAGUAUGACACCGACAAGCGCAGCCUCAGGGUGCCCAAGCGCCCGGUGAUCAACACCCCGGUGGUGAGCAUCAGUGUGCACGCGGGGGGGGCACGGGCACCGCGGGCGCUGGAGCAGCCCAUCACCCUGCAGUUCCGGCUGCUCGAGACCCAGGAGCGCUCCAAACCCAUCUGUGUCUUCUGGAACCAUUCCCUGCUGGCUGGUGCCGCGGGCGGUUGGUCGGCGCGGGGCUGUGAGGUCGUGUUUCGCAACCGGAGUCACGUGAGCUGCCAGUGCCAUCACCUGACCAGCUUCGCCGUGCUCAUGGACAUCUCCCGCCGAGAGAACGGGGAGAUCCUGCCGCUGUCGGCGCUGACCUAUGGCUCCCUGGCCGUGGGGCUGGCGGGGCUGCUGCUGGCGGUGCUGGCGCUGGGCGGCCCACGGGCACCACGCUCCAACCGGCACAGCAUCCGCCGGCACGCGGCUGCCGCGCUGCUGCUGGCGCAGCUCGUGUUCCUGCUUGGCAUCAACCAGGCCGACAGCCCGCUGGCCUGCACGGUGGUCGCCAUCCUGCUGCAGUUCCUGUACCUGAGUGCUGUGGGGUGGGCGCUGCUCGAGGGGCUGCACCUGUACCGGCGCCGCAGUGAGCCCCGGCACGUGGACCGCGGGCCCAUGCGCUUCUACCACGUGCUGGGCUGGGGGCUGCCUGCCUUCAUCACCGGGCUGGCUGUGGGGCUGGACCCCCAGGGCUAUGGGAACCCCGACUUCUGCUGGCUCUCCAUCCACGACAGCCUGGUCUGGAGCCUGGCCGGGCCCAUCGCCUGCGCUGUGGCCGUCAGCAUCUUCUUCCUCGUGUUGGCAGCCAGGGCCACUUGUGCCACCCCACAGGGCUUCGAGAAGAAGGGCACAGCCUCCGCGCUCCGCACUGCUGUGGUGCUGCUGGCCCUGCCCAGCCUGGCCUGGCUCCUGGCACUGCUCUCGGUCAACAGUGAUGCUCUGCUCUUCCAUUACCUGUUCGCCAUCAACAACUGCCUCCAGGGCCCCCUUGUGUUCCUAUUCUGUGUGGUGCUGAGCAAGGAGGUGCGGAGGAGCCUGCGCCUGAGCUGCUCCCGCCGGCGUGGGCCCGAUCCUGCUCUGGCCACCAAAUCCACGCUCACCGCGGGUUAUGGUGGGGACAGCACCUACGUGGCCGGGAGGCUCUAUCCGGUACCCGGGGGGGGCUCCAGCGGGUCCCUGCACAGCACUGCCAAGAGCCACCACAGCUACAUCCCCUUCGUGUGCCGGGAGGACUCGGGUCUCGCAGCGAGCCCGGGGGGGCUCCUCCUGGACGUCACGGCCCCAGCGCAGGAGCACGACUCGGACUCGGAGAGCGACCUCAGCCCCGAGGAGGACCCGAGCGGCUCCUCCGGCUCCUCCCGCUCCUCCGACAGCGAGGACGAGGCGGCUCCGUCCGGAUGGGACCCCCCGAGCGCAGCCCCCCCCCCCGAACCCAGCGGGACCGGUGAUGCCCGGAUGCCCCCCCCAGGCUGCCCCUAUUGGCCGGGGGAGUUCAUGACCACAGCGAGCGAGAGCGAGGGGCCGGGGGGGGGAGGCAGCGGGACCCUGCGCGUGGAGCCAGGGGGGGGACACCCCCCACAUCCCCCCCCCAGGGAUCCCCCAUUGCUGCCCCUGCCGCACCCCCACAAAGGGAUCCUGAAGAAGAAGGGCCUGGCCCCUAUCAGUGAGUGCGGCAGCACCCAGCACCCUGCGGCCCCCCCCCCCCUCCUCGGGCAGUGAGGGGGCACGGGGGGGGCCCACGGCCGCCCCCCGCCCGCGCCAGAGCCUCCAGGAGCAGCUCAGUGGUGUCACCCCCAUUGCCAUGAGCAUCAAGGCUGGGACUGUGGACGAGGACUCCUCUGGCUCCGAGUGAGUGCUGGGGACCCAUGGGUGCCCAUUGGGUGCUCAUUGGGUGCCCAUUGGGUGCUCAUUGGGUGCCCAUUGGGUGCAAGGGUGGCUGCUGGGGUCCUCAUUGGGUGCCCACUGGGUGUUGGGGUGCCCAUUGGGUGCCCACUGGGUGUUACUGUGCCCAUUGGGGUGCUCAUUGGGUGCCCAUUGGGUGCAAGCGUGGCUGCUGAGGUCCAUCGGCUCCCCACUGGGUGCUGGGGUGCCCAUUGGGUGCCCAUUGACAUCUAUUGGGUGCUGGUGUGCUCAUUGGGUGCCCAUUGACAUCUGUUAGGUGCUGGUGUGCUCACUGGGUGCCCAUUGACAUCUGUUAGGUGCUGGUGUGCCCAUUGGGUGCCCAUUGACCAUUCAUGUUAGUGUCCCUGUUGGGUGUCCAUCAGGUGCCUGUUGGAUGCCCAUUGACCACCCAUUGGGUGCUGGUUUGCCCAUUGGGUGUCCAUUGAGUGCUGGUCUGUCCAUUGGGUGCCCAUUGACCACCCAUUGGGUGCUGGUGUGCCCAUUGGCCACCCAUUGGCUCUUGGGUGCCCACCAGGUGCCCAUUCAGCACCCAUUGGGUGCCAUGGGGGGGUCCCUCACUAACCCUCCUCUUCUCUCCCCCCCCCCCCAGAUUUCUGUUCUUUAAUUUCCUCCAUUAACCCAAGGGGGGGCUCCUGCUCCCCCCCCCACCUCCAUCCCCCAUUGGGUGCUGAGGGCACCCAUCGCCCCCAUCACGCAUCCGUCUGUCUUUUCCCCCCCCCCAUGCCCAUGUGUCCAUCCGUCCAUCACCCCCCAGGAGCGACGAGACCUCCAUCUAACAGAGACCCACGGCGCCAAUGGGGACACUGCUUGGGGGGGGGGCACACACCAGGACAUGGGUGUCAUGGGGUCGGGGGGGGGGCAUAACAUGGGGACACCCCCCCCAUUGCACUAUGGAUGCUGGCAGGGAUUUACCCCCCACCCCUUGGCACCUUCCUGGGUUGGGGGGGGUUGGUAUUGGGUGCCCCCCCCCAACCCCCCCCAUGACCCACAGCCCCAGGACCCAGUGCAGGGUUUUAUUUAAAAAAUACAUGGAAAAUACAAAAAAAAGGGUAUUUAGGGAC